Messenger RNA from Equus quagga, 966 nucleotides. Its product is annotated as olfactory receptor 10AG1-like. Gene Ontology annotation, cellular component: membrane. Gene Ontology annotation, molecular function: G protein-coupled receptor activity; olfactory receptor activity. NCBI's taxonomy places the organism in Eukaryota, Metazoa, Chordata, Mammalia, Perissodactyla, Equidae. Gene Ontology annotation, biological process: G protein-coupled receptor signaling pathway. The record is from RefSeq and is a predicted model, not a curated record. The transcript has a single exon. The coding region runs from base 1 to 966 and encodes 321 amino acids.
AUGCUAAAUUUUCUCUUUCUACAGAUGAAACACCAGGAAAAAACACCAGAAGGAAACAUAACUGAAUUUAUGGAAUUUGUUCUCUUGGACUUUGCUGAUGUUCCCCAUCUAAGGUGGUUUCUAUUUGGAUUGUUCUUAGUUAUUUUCAUCAAUAUCUUGAUGGGCAAUGGUACAAUAUUUCUAAUAACAAAACUGGAACCUACUCUACAGACCCCCAUGUACUUUUUUCUUGGCAAUUUUUCCUUCUUGGAAAUCUGCUAUGUGUCAGUUACUCUCCCCAGAAUGCUCGUGAAUAUUUGGACCCACAGAAGGACAAUUUCUAUAGUUGCAUGUGCUGCACAAAUGUGCUGCAUGUUUGUGUUGGGAGCCACAGAGUGCGUCCUUCUGGCAGUGAUGGCCUAUGACCGCUACAUGGCCAUUUGUAACCCUCUGCACUAUACUCUAGUCAUGAACAAAAAAGUUUGUGUCCAGCUCGUGGUUGGCUCCUGGAUCAGUGGAGGUCCAGUCCAGAUUGGGCUGACAUUUCAGAUUUUUUCUUUGCCCUUUUGUGGUUCUAACCUCAUCAACCACUUCUUUUGUGACAUCCCCCCAAUACUCAGGCUAGCCUGUGGGGACACCUUUGUGAAUGAAAUGAUGGUCUACAUAGCUGCUGUGUUAUUUGCCAUGGUUCCAUGUCUGUUGAUACUUAUCUCGUAUGGCAAAAUCAUCUCCACAAUCCUUAAAUUGCCGUCAGCCACAAGUCGGUCCAAAGUCUUCUCAACCUGUUCAUCUCAUAUUAUGGUUGUGGCAUUGUUCUUUGUACCAGGUUCUAUUACUUAUUUAAGACCCAAGCCCAGUCGCUCAGCAGGAGCUGACAAAUUGCUUUCUCUUUUCUACACUAUUGUGACUUCUAUGUUUAACCCCGUGAUAUACAGUCUAAGGAACAAGGAAGUCAUUAUGGCACUGAGAAAAUUACUAUGUAAAUAA